CUCGUUAUUUCUGGGCUUCUCAUUUGGCUGGCCCUAGAUAGGGAUCUUUUCCAUCCUGGUGUUGUGCUUUGCUCGACACCGUAGAACUUGUUGCGGGCACAGGCAUGCUCAGGGUCAGAAACGCUGCAGAGUAUCAUGUUAUUACGGACAGGAACAAACAAAGUUGGAGGAUACUUCACUCCUAAAUGGCUGUUUCUGGGCAUAUACGUAGGUGUUACUCUUACAUGGGCUUUCCCCAACACUUUUGCCUUGGAAGUCAUUGCCUUUAUUGACAUCAUUUCCAUAUGGUGGCAGGUAAUUGGAGGAUUUGUAAUUGUUAUACUACUUCCAUUGGUGGAAACAACCACACGAUCUGCUUCCUAUGUGUUUACGCAUUUAGAAGUGGGAUCAGCAAUUCUAUCCAGCAUUGUAUGGGAUUAUAUUUGGCUGACACGUUCAGCAUCCAGCUACUUGUAUGAUACGAGUAAUGAGACUGCGGGAACAUUUGUACCAGCUCAAAUAUACAGGAGUAAUUCCGUGUAGUAUUUCAUCUUCAGGAACUCUACAGGAGUAAUUGUGCUGUUGUUCGUGAUUUGGGGUCCAUUCUUCUUCGGUGGCCUCUCAGUAACUGGGUGCAGCUAGCUAGAGUGAUAGUAGCCUUUCAUCUUCAUACCAUAUCUGCGUAGGAGGAAGCGUUUGAGUCAUGAUUGGGUUUUUUAACCUCUUG
Molecule: messenger RNA, 706 nt
Organism: Linum tenue
Lineage: Eukaryota; Viridiplantae; Streptophyta; Magnoliopsida; Malpighiales; Linaceae
Source: the annotation of a GenBank genome assembly